AUGGCCAGCACAACUAACGUGACCGAGUUCAUCAUCACCGGGCUCUUCCAGGACGCACAGGUGCAGAGAGCGUGCUUCGUGCUCUUCCUUCCCGUGUACCUCGCCACACUGGUGGGCAAUGGCCUCAUCGUCCUGACGGUCAGUGGCAGUGGCAGCCUGCGCUCUCCCAUGUACUUCUUCCUGGGCUACCUGUCCCUGGUGGAGAUCUGCUACUCCUCCACUGUGGUCCCCAAGUUCAUUGCAGAUCUACUCGCCAAGAUGAAAACCAUCUCCUUCAAGGGCUGUCUGGCUCAGAUCUUCUUCUUCCACUUCUUUGGGGUUGCUGAGAUCCUCCUGCUAGUGGUGAUGGCCUAUGACCGCUAUGUGGCCAUCUGCAGGCCACUUCACUAUACGACCACAAUGAGUCGCCAACUCUGUCAUGGCCUAGUGACUUGCUCCUGGCUUGGAGGCUUUUUUCAUUCCAUAAUUCAGAUUCUCAUCACCAUCCCUUUGCCCUUCUGUGGUCCCAAUGUGAUUGACCACUACUUCUGUGACCUCCAGCCAUUGUUCAAGCUAGCCUGCACUGACACCUAUGGGGAAGGUGUCACUGUAUUGGCCAACAGUGGAUUGAUUGCUCUCUGCUCCUUCCUCAUCCUGCUGUCCUCCUAUGUUGUCAUCCUGGUCAACUUGAGGAACCAUUCUGCAGAGGGCAGGCGCAAAGCCUUGUCCACCUGUGCCUCUCACAUCACUGUGGUCCUCUUGUUUUUUGGACCUGCCAUUUUCCUUUACUUGCGUCCCUCCUCCACCUAUAUGGAAGACAAGCUGGUGGCUGUGUUCUACACGGUCAUCACCCCCAUGCUGAACCCCAUCAUCUACACACUCAGAAAUGCAGAAGUGAAAAUUGCUAUGAGGAAAUUGUGGAACACAGGGAAGCCAGGGAUGGGGUGA
Molecule: messenger RNA, 927 nt
Organism: Octodon degus (degu)
Lineage: Eukaryota; Metazoa; Chordata; Mammalia; Rodentia; Octodontidae
Product: olfactory receptor 4B1-like
Exons: 1
Coding region: 1-927 (308 amino acids)
Biological process (GO): G protein-coupled receptor signaling pathway
Cellular component (GO): membrane
Molecular function (GO): G protein-coupled receptor activity; olfactory receptor activity
Source: RefSeq, a predicted model, not a curated record